AUGACUAGGGUUCGAAGCAUUACUUGUAUGUUCUUCCUAAUUUGUUCAAUAACACUUAAUGUCUUAAUGAUCACUUUGUUUUUUGGUGGUGGAUGCGAGAAAAGAUGGACAAAGUUGGCGGCUGAAGAAGCCGAAAAUGUUGCAUCUAUUUCUUGCUCAGGCCACGGAAGGGUAUUCUUAGAUAGUUUAGGUGCUGGUAUUGGCAAGCCCAUUUGUGAAUGUAAUGCUUGCUUUAAAGGCUCUGAUUGCGCAGAGUUUGUUCCCGAUUGUGUGGUGGAUGCAGAUAGUGGAGAUCCCAUGUUCUUGGAGCCCUUCUGGCUGAAGCAUGCAUCUAGCAGUGCUGUUGUGGUUCCAGGAUGGCAUCGUAUGAGCUACGAAUUCAAUGAUUGUUCUCUCAUCUCAAAAGAACUCAAGAUGCACAUCCGAAAACUUCAUGCUACUGUAGGAAAUGCUAACACAGAUGGAAGAUACAUGAUUUUUGGUGCUGGGGCGACCCAACUUCUUAAUGCAGCUGUGCAUUCUCUUUCCUCUCAUGAUUAUCCAUCUUCCCCUUCAAGGAUUGUAGCUUCAGUCCCAUACUACCCGGUUUAUAAAGAGCAAACACAGUUCUUCCAAUCUAAUAAUUACAAGUUUAGUGGAGAAACUUCGAUGUUGAAAGACAAUAUGGAUUCCUUGAGCAAUUAUAUUGAGUUUGUGACCUCACCGAACAAUCCUGAUGGUCAAUUAAAGAAAGCAGUUCUUCAAGGACCAUCAGUAACGACAAUUCAUGAUCUUGCCUACUUUUGGCCUCAUUUUACACCAAUCCCAGCUCCAGCUGAUGAGGACCUCAUGGUAUUUACAAUUUCUAAGCUCACCGGCCAUGCUGGCAGUAGAUUCGGGUGGGCACUGAUAAAGAAUGAGGCCGUGUACCAAAGAAUGCUAGCAUAUAUGAGUCUAAGUACACAUGGGGUCCCUCGAGAAACUCAAUUACGAGUUUUGAAGCUUCUAAAAGUAGUCCUUGAAGAAAAAGGAAGGGAAAUGUUCGAGUUCGGAUAUGAAGCAAUGAGGAGUCGGUGGAAAAAACUGGGUAAAGUCUUAUCGAUCUCAAAACGAUUUUCUCUCCAAGAUCUUGAGCAUCAAAAUUGUUCUUUUUCCAAGAUAUUCCGGGCGCCUUCUCCAGCAUUUGCAUGGCUGAAGUGCGAAAGGGAAGAAGAUAAAAACUGUUUUGAAGUCCUCAAAACAUCAAAUAUCAUUGGCCGCGAAGGUAGCUUGUUUGGCGCGGAAAGCCGUUUCGUGCGUCUAAGCCUUGUCAAGAGCCAAGAUGAUUUCGACUUACUACUUCAACGAAUGGAAACUUUAGUAGCGUUUGAAGAAAAAUAAGAACUGAUGUUUUGAAAAAAAUGGAAGCAAAAUCAAUA
Molecule: messenger RNA, 1397 nt
Organism: Populus euphratica (Euphrates poplar)
Lineage: Eukaryota; Viridiplantae; Streptophyta; Magnoliopsida; Malpighiales; Salicaceae
Product: tryptophan aminotransferase-related protein 4-like
Exons: 5
Coding region: 1-1359 (452 amino acids)
Biological process (GO): amino acid metabolic process
Molecular function (GO): transaminase activity; carbon-sulfur lyase activity
Source: RefSeq, a predicted model, not a curated record